This is a messenger RNA of Amoebophrya sp. A25, 186 nucleotides long. The record is from the annotation of a GenBank genome assembly. NCBI's taxonomy places the organism in Eukaryota, Dinophyceae, Syndiniales, Amoebophryaceae.
CGACAGUCCUUUUAGUGCACGUGGUCAGCGCAUCAGUACAACAGAGAAAGUAGACCGUGGUGAUGACAGAAAGUCGAAGUCAAAGCGUGGCUCGAACGGAGAACCAUGGAAGGAACAGGCUCGAAAAGAAGUAGAGGAUGUAGAGAGCCACCACUUCCAAGACGAACCAUCAGAACUACAAGCGCC